This is a messenger RNA of Seriola aureovittata, 5632 nucleotides long. It is a transcript of the gene arhgap17a, whose product is annotated as Rho GTPase activating protein 17a. Gene Ontology annotation, molecular function: GTPase activator activity; protein binding. Lineage: Eukaryota; Metazoa; Chordata; Actinopteri; Carangiformes; Carangidae. Bases 460 to 3099 code for a protein of 879 amino acids. The record is from RefSeq and is a predicted model, not a curated record. Gene Ontology annotation, cellular component: intracellular anatomical structure; cytosol; cytoplasm. Gene Ontology annotation, biological process: signal transduction; regulation of actin cytoskeleton organization; regulation of Rac protein signal transduction. The transcript is spliced from 21 exons.
GGUGAGUCGCCGCCGCUGUUCACUCGGCUCCCUGCUCUGCGCUGGGAAAAAGCGGCCGACGGAUUAUCCAGCUCGGUAACGUUAGCUCGUCGGCUAACGGUCAAGACAGACACCGAGAAGCGCCAUGAAAAGCCGCCGGAGCCAGUGAAAGUUAGUCACGGCUUACUUCGGGACGUUAAUGUAUGGAAAUAAACAAAAAAGGACGUUUGCGGAUCAUGCCGUCGCCCCCAACGGGGAGUUUUCUCUAGUAUUUCCACUUGGGAAAGGCUAGCUCAGGGGCUAGCGAGGCUACAAACUAUUUUUAAUUGGCUUUGGGCUCAAUGGCUCUCGCUUGUUUUUCCCUGUCAUAGCGACAGCUUGGGAAAUUAAAACGGGGAGAGGCCCUGAGAAACUUCAUGACAAACCAAAGCCCGGCUUUGAAGCGUUACUUCGGAAGACUAGACUGGCAAAGGACCGAAAAUGAAGAAGCAGUUCAAUCGGAUGAAACAGCUCGCCAAUCAAACAGUUGGCAGAGCGGAGAAAACAGAAGUCCUCAGCGAUGACCUCCUGCAGAUCGAACGGCGCAUGGAGUUGGUGCGUGUGGUGUCCCACAACACACACAAGAGGAUGGUGUCAUGUCUGCAGGGACACAUUGGUGCAGAUGCAGAGAAGAGACAUUCCGUACCACGCCUCUAUACAGGAAAUGGGCAGAAAAAGCUUCCUCUGACAGCAUUAUCCCAAGCGAUGGUGGAAGGUGGAAACCAACUGGGAGAGGACUCCUUGAUAGGGAAGAUGAUGGAAGUGUGCGGCGAGGCAGAAAAUCGUCUGGCAUCAGAAUUGAUGCAACAUGAGCUGCAGAUAGAGAAGGAUGUUCUGGAUCCCCUCAGCCAGCUAGCAGAGGUCGACAUCCCCAACAUCCUGAAGCAGAGGAAACAGCUGGCCAAACUAGUGCUGGACUACGAUUCUGCCAGAGCAAGAUGGUUGCAGGCAACCAAGUCAAUAAUCUCAGGAACAAAUACACAAGCACUGACGGCCAAAGCUGACCUACUCAAGGAGGAGGUGGAUGAGGCCAUGAACAAAGUGGAGCUUUGCAAGGAUCAACUGGCUGCAGACAUGUACAGUUUUUUCUCAAAGGAAGGCGACUAUGCCUGCUUCUUUGUAACGCUCUUAGAAGCUCAAGCUGAUUACCACAGAAAGUCUCUCACUCUUCUGGAGAGCGUCUUGCCAACCAUCCAGGCUCAGCAAGACUCGUGGACAGAGAAGCCUGCGUUCGGCACGGGGCUGGAUGAACAUCUGAAAAGGAGCGGAAGGGAGAUCGCCCUGCCAAUAGAAGCCUGUGUUAUGAUGCUUCUGGAGACUGGCAUGAAGGAAGAGGGUCUGUUCAGAAUCGCAGCCGGGGCAUCCAAGCUCAAGAAGCUAAAGGCGGCACUGGACUGUUCCACUUCACAACUGGAGGAGUUCUACUCCGACCCCCACGCUGUCGCUGGAGCACUGAAGUCCUACCUGAGGGAGCUGCCUGAACCUCUAAUGACCUACCAGCUUUAUGAUGAGUGGAUCCAGGCGUCCAGUGUGUCAGACCCAGACAAGAGGCUCCAGGCACUCUGGGUUGUUUGUGAUCAGCUACCAAAGAACAACAGAACCAACCUGAGGUAUCUGGUGAAGUUUUUAGCCAAACUGGCUCAGGACAGCGAGGUGAACAAAAUGACUCCCAGCAACAUUGCUAUAGUCCUGGGACCCAAUCUGCUCUGGGCCAAGACUGAGGGGACUCUGGCUGAGAUGGCUGCAGCUACCUCUGUGCACGUGGUGGCCAUCGUGGAGCCCAUCAUCCAGCAUGCUGACUGGUUCUUUCCUGAGGAGGUGGAGUUCAACGUGUCCGGCAUGUUUUCAAUGCCCAUACCUGCAUCCAACCACAACAACCACCUAGAUUAUGACUGUGGCACCAUUGAGAGGAAGAGGCCUGGCAGUAUGGUGGUACCAGAGAACGACACAACACGCAAAGACAACACCCCUAACAAGCACUCGGACCACACCCUUCGUAGAGGCAGUAACACCUUAGGUAGAAAGCAGCACACUUCACCUGCCUUCCAGCCUCCUUUACCCCCUGUGGAGGCUCCAGGGCAGGGGCACGGGGCCGGGCAGGUCCCCCAGCCCGCGGCCGAGCCCCAGCCCCAGCCCCAGCCGCAAGCUCCUCCGGGGGGUUCAGGGUCUGACACAGCCCAGCAUAGCUUGGCGCAGGGUUUGGCAGCUCUUGCAGCCGCUCAGCAGCUUCUAGCCCAGCACACAGAAGAGCUCAGCAACCCAAAGCUUCGUGACUCCACGACCGCCCCGACCCCCCUGCUCCAGAGGAAUGGCUCUGGAGGAGGCGGCCAAGCUGCAGGACAGCUGGGCACCGGGACCCCCGGGGCAGGAUCCAUGGGGCCCAGUCCUCAUAUGAUGCGCAGAGGUACCAAGAAACAGGCUCCUGCCCCUCCCAAGCCGACAAACCCUCCUCCCUGCCAGCCCUGCAAUUCAGUGAACCACACCUCCUCCUCAGGCUCAUCCCAGUCCCUCAGCCCGACUCCCAGACCCCUGUCCAGCCACUCCCCCACCUCACCCACCUCUCCCACCUCCCAGCCAUGUGCCACACCCAGACGCCACUCCAGCAACCAGCCGCCGAUCCAGGCGCCCAGCCAUCCGCCCCCAGAGCCCCCGACGCAGGCCAGCCCUCCGACACAGCUCUCAUCACUCGGUCAGUCCGGCGGGGACCAGCAGAGCGCGGACCCCUCGCCUCCAAGCACCCCGACCCCUCCAGACACCCCUCCGCCCUCCACUGCCACCCAGGAUGUAGCUGCUCCUCCGUCCCCGUCUCCCUAUCAGUCGGGCUCUCUUCCGCGGCCGCGACCCGUCCCCAAACCCCGGAACAGACCGAGCGUCCCGCCGCCACCCCAACCCACCACACUGACCAAUGAUACUAAUGGGAUCUGUGCCACUGCUUACAAGAUGAUGGACCCGGCGAUGUCUUUCAAAGGGCUGAGUCGUGCUUUGGUCCCUGAGCUCGCUGUAGACCAGCAGCCAGCGACGGCCUCCGCCCUGCCUCUUCCCAAAGACUGUGACCUGGACACCGAGAGCACUGUCCUAUAAAGAGGACAUGAGGAGACGAGGACACGCGCGCCGCUCCAGUGCGCCCACGCUCCUCCUCUCAUCAGACACACACCUCAUUUAGUCUCCUUCUGUUUUAGUCCCAGCUCAUAUCUGCAGCCCUCGACCUCUGCUGUUAUCUUCUCCCAGUCCAGUGUAAAUGAAGGACUUUAAUGUGACAUAAUGCAGCUUCUGGCAGCCAUGAUGGAGGUUACAGAGCUCUGGGUGAAUAAAGGCUAUGAUAGUAGAUUGUGUUGAAUAGGCGCGGUUAAUGUCAAAAUAAAUAACGGUUUAUGAGAAACCAAAGUAUCAUCUUGUUGUGAGCACAUUUGAUUGAUUAACCGAUGUAGCUGCUGCGCGUGAACAUCACUUACUUUUAAUAUUACUGAUGCACAUUAGUUGGAUUAGUUGGAAUCCAAAAAAAAACAGUAAAUUAUCUUUAUAUUACACAUGAUGUCACUUGUAAUAUGUCAGAGUUGGAGCUGAAAGUCAAUGAUUCAGCAACAAUUUUCAUAAUCGAAGAACCAGUUUUAAGCAAAAUGCCAAGAAUUCACUGGUUCCUGCUUCUCAAAUGUGAAUAUUUGCUUGUUUUGUGACAGUAAGAGGAAUAUCUUUGGGUUUUACUUGGACAAAACAAGCAACCUGAAUGUGUAAACCUAAAAUAAUUUGCAUUUUCCUUACUUUUUUGGCAUUAAAUGAUAAAUUGAGAAAAUAUCUGCCAUGAAAAUAUUUUUUUUGUUGUAACCUCAUAGGGAAAAUUACCAUAUUAGAUAAUUUAGUUCACUCACAGUCAAACAGAACCGAUCUCUUCUCACACACCCACCAUCUCAUCUCCAGCCUUAAAGCUGUUAUUAGCCAUUAUUUACUUACAGAGGGUCCUCCUGACCUCCAUGAUGGUUCCAGAUGUGGUUGCGAGGAGACUUGUGACACAAAGACUCUACACUGCAACACACACACACACACACAUACACGGCACCACCAUCUCUAUCUUCAUACUGCGCUUCCUGCAGAACAAGCUCCAGACAAUCAGCAACAAACAGCAGAGCGUGAGGACCGGAGAUUCGCCUGUAACACCGUCAGACAACUGUGCUAACGAUGAUGCAUAGCAAUAUAAAGUGUGGGUACUGACUGUUGUGAGGGGGGAGGGAGGGGGGGGGUCAUGGGGAAAGCCAAAAAAAAAAAUAUGGACUGAUGAGACCUGUGUGGAAUUUGGUGUGAGGUGUUUUUGUAUUUUUUACUGUUGAAAAAUGGCCUUAGAAGAAGAACUGAAAAAAAGAUGAGGUAUUUCUGCAGCACAGGGGGGAGGACGGGGCAAAAGGUCAGCCGGUGAAGUAGAAACCAAAACUGUUGCUUAAGGUGUAGCUGGUGACUGCAGGUUUCCAGUCGCCUCAAACACUUGAUCUCCCCCCCCCCCCUUUUUUUGUAUGGAAACCCCAUUCUUUCAACCCCACCCUCACUCUUGUAUUUAUUUACCAAGUUAAAAACACACAUUCCCUGUGGCUUGACAUAAUUAAUGCAGUCUUUAAAUGUAAAUCAUGCCUUAUCGGUUCCUCCCAGAACCAUACAAUAAGCAUUAUAUAUUUACUGUACGGAGGAUAUACUUGUCUCCUAGUACUACAGUAUUUCCAAGAAGCUGUCUUGGCAACAGUUACGUUUCAGGGAUGUAAGGAAGGUGAUUUGACCCUCUGCAAUAGAAGACGUGUAUGGUUCUGUAUUAUUCCACAAAAGUUGUGUAUUUAAAUGUGUUGAUUUCUUUGGGUUUUUCUAAGCUGAAGUAGCAGGGUGAUUUACCCUCCCAGCCUGAACGCAGUCAGUAUUUUUGCCUUUCUGUUUUUCUUCAUCGUUGUGUUUUCUCUGGUGUUUUUGCCGGAGCAUUACACACAACAGGCUGUGUGUGAGUGAAUGUAGUGAAAGGACAGUUGUUGUUUUUUUUACCAGCCUCUUGAUCCUGAACAGAAAGACGCAUAAACAGCUGAUAUUGCACUUGAGCGCAGGCCAAUGAGUGGUUUCCUAGCUUAGGAUUUUUUUUUUUUUCAGUCUUUCCCACUGAGCUGAGAACACGCUGCUGUGAAACCUCAGUAGUGAUGUGGUGUUAGAUUUUGCCAGGUCAAAAUAUUUUUUAAAAAUGGCUUUGUUGUAUUUUCUAUGUACGCUUUGCUUUUUUUGGCCUCAGAUAUAAUGCAGAGUUUGGUUCCUACAGGACUGACUUAAUAUGGUACCAAUGGAGAGAGUGUCAGAUGUUGCAGUUGCCCUGAAAACGAGUGGUGUUUUUCAGAGACAAUCGAGCAUUAUUAUCCCCUCCUUUCUCUCUUUGCUCCUGUACCUUGCUGCCUUAUCCCUGUGCAUCAACAGAGCUUGGUAUCUCAAGGCUCUUUAAGACAAACAAAUGCCAUUAAACUAGAAAUGAUAAUGCUGCGUUUUUAAGCUCCUUUUGUAUGUAUGCUGUCUGGUGAGCUCAAAUGUUGAAUAAAAACAUGUAAUAUGAAUGCUUGGUUGUACCCCCUUUCCAAAGAAAAUAAAGUAUAUGAAGAAACUA